UCACAUCACCCUUGGGGGGUGGAGACAAAAUUGUCCAUUCCCUACAACUCAUCUCCCUCCCUCUCUUUCUAUUUUCAACAACAUGAAUUGAACAAGUCAUUGUACAUUAAAACAAUAAUUGAUUGCUGUUGUUCGUAGGAAUGGUUUGUUGAAUUGUUUCUUUUGUGCAUAAGAAGCUUCCUUUUCCUCUAUAGUCGUUUUCAUAGAAAUCUCCAUGCAACCAAUUUGAAAGCGUUAGUUCCCAUUAUUUCCUUCCUCUUUGUUUCUUGAUUUUCCGACAAAGAGGAGAGAAUGGCGGGUGGGUCGUCGGAAAAAAUGGCGGGUUGCGGCCUAUUUAAUGCGGUUUUCGGCCGCCGGAGCAUUCCCCGGAGAUCAACCUCCACCGGCUCACUCCCCAUCGAUAAGGACGACCACCAUUGUCGUCCCACCAAUCUCGCCAGAGCUCCGAGCACCCCGAGCCUUAAUCGUCUCCGGGGAAGCUCCGACGAGCGGUCCAUAUUGGAAAUCGCCACCCCGGACGGCGACUUUCCGGCGAAAAACGCCGACAGAAUUAUUUCCCGUCCUGCCCCUAGGGCGUCCCAGAAAACACAACAACCAAGAGGUCACAACAAUGGCAAUAAUAAUAAGAAUCCGGGGAGAAAGGCUUCAGAGGGCGCCAUGGAAAUCUCCGACGAGCUCGAAACCAUGCUCGCCGAUCAUCAAGGAACAAAGGGCGAACCCAAAAUGCUCCGAGCCUCGUCCAACAACUUCAUGCUGUUCGGAAAUCUGGGCAAUUUACGACAACAACCUGGGAGCAACAAUAAUCCGGUCGAAAACGUUCUUGAUCAUCUCCCAAGAACCGCCAAGGAAGAACAGAAACCUCGGAACGGGAAAUACGCGACGAGCGUGAUGGGAAACGUGGUGAAGAAACAUGAGAACGGUAACGGAGAGAAGCCUUCAUCGCCGUCUCUCUGCAGAGCCAUUUCCACGAGAAUGGAUCCUGAAGAGUUGAAGAUUCUGGGCAAUGAAGAUUACAAGAACGGAAGAUUCGCAGAAGCUUUGGCUUUGUACGAUGCGGCCAUCUCCAUUGAUCCAAACAAGGCCUCUUAUCGCAGCAACAAGAGCGCUGCACUUUCCGCUCUGGGAAGGCUUCUUGAAGCUGUUUUUGAAUGCAGAGAAGCCAUUAGGAUUGAACCCUCUUAUCACAGAGCUCACAACCGUCUCGCAACUCUUUAUGUCAGGUUAGGAGAGGUAGAAAAGGCUAUGUAUCAUUAUAAACAAGCAGCGCAUGAAGCUGAUCCUGAUGUUAUGACCAAAACCAAAAAUCUUCAACUUCAUCUCAAUCGGUGCACUGAGGCCAAGAAGCACAAAGAUUGGAACACACUCUUGAAGGAAUCCGACCUGGCCAUAUCGGCUGGGGCGGAUUCUGCACCACAGAUAUUUGGUUUGAAAGCGGAGUCAUUGAUGAGGCUGCAUAGGUACGAGGAAGCAGAUGAAGCCAUGAAAAAAGGUCCCAACUUUGACGUUGAUGAAUGCACCAAAUUUCUGGGUCCGAUUGGCAAUGCGAGUCUGCUAAUUGUACAAGCUCAAGUCGACAUGGCCGCCGGCAGGGUGGAGGAUGCGGUGGCGGCGGCGCAGAGAGCGAGCCAGCUGGACUCCAACAGCAAGGAGGUGGGCGUGGUGGGCCGGAGAACACGGGCGGUGGCGGCUGCCAGAUUGAACGGCAACGAACUUUUUAAGGCCGGAAGGUUUUCAGAGGCGAGUGUGGCUUACGGAGAAGGACUGGAGCAUGAUCCCUACAAUGCCGUGUUGCUGUGCAACCGCGCCGCCUGCCGGACAAAGCUGGGACAGUACGAGAAAGCGCUGGAGGAUUGCAACGCCGCCGUCAACCUCCGGCCGUCGUUCACCAAGGCUAGGCUAAGGAGAUCCGACUGUCUCUUUAAGAUGGGAAAAUGGGAAGCAUGCAUGCAAGAAUGUGAGGUGUUGAUGAAAGAGACAGCAGACAAUGAAGAGAUUGGGAAGAUGAUGAAGGAAGCUCAACAGCUUCUGCUUAGAAAACACCAUGAAAAUGGCAGCAGAUAGAGAUGGCGAGAGAUGUGAGUGUUGGGGAUCAGAAGACUGGAAGUUGUUGAUUCUUGCAGAGAGUGGAGCAGAAAGAUGCAUGGGGACCACGUACGAGGUAGUAGGAUUCGAUGGACAGAGGAAUAAGAAUGGAUUCAUGCAGGAAUGGAAUGAACUGCAGUGUCAUUGUUGAUGUUGUGAUAGAUGCUUCAUUUUCUUAGAUUUAGAUGGUUUAAUUUGGCUAAAUCCCAUGGGAGGUUUAAUUUAGUGAUGAGUUCUUGUUUGUAUUGGAUGAUUGAUUUGUUGAACAAAUUUUGUGGUGAAUGUAAAUUUAAAUGAACCAAAUUCUAUAAUACAAUAUCAUUUU
Messenger RNA from Ipomoea nil (Japanese morning glory), 2407 nucleotides. RefSeq names its product inactive TPR repeat-containing thioredoxin TTL3-like. The coding region runs from base 292 to 2061 and encodes 589 amino acids. NCBI's taxonomy places the organism in Eukaryota, Viridiplantae, Streptophyta, Magnoliopsida, Solanales, Convolvulaceae. Gene Ontology annotation, molecular function: protein binding. The transcript has 4 exons. Gene Ontology annotation, cellular component: cytoplasm. The record is from RefSeq and is a predicted model, not a curated record.